Tympanuchus pallidicinctus (lesser prairie-chicken) is the source of this 2690-nucleotide messenger RNA. It is a transcript of the gene GALT, whose product is annotated as galactose-1-phosphate uridylyltransferase. NCBI's taxonomy places the organism in Eukaryota, Metazoa, Chordata, Aves, Galliformes, Phasianidae. Gene Ontology annotation, cellular component: cytoplasm. The transcript is spliced from 11 exons. Bases 66 to 1154 code for a protein of 362 amino acids. Gene Ontology annotation, biological process: beta-D-galactose catabolic process via UDP-galactose, Leloir pathway. The record is from RefSeq and is a predicted model, not a curated record. Gene Ontology annotation, molecular function: UDP-glucose:hexose-1-phosphate uridylyltransferase activity; zinc ion binding.
GCGAAGGGGCGGGACGGAGCCGGGACCGCCCGGCGGGGACGGGGCUUCCGGGUGGCGGCGGAGGCAUGGAGUCGGCGGCGGGGGGAGGCGAAGGUGGCUUCCGUGCCAGCGAGCACCAGCACUCCCGCUACAACCCGCUGCGGGAUGAGUGGGUGCUGGUGUCUGCGCACCGUGUGAAGCGGCCCUGGCACGGACAGCUGGAGAAGCCCCCCCCCGAGGACGUGCCCCGUUGGGACCCCAAGAACCCUCUCUGCCCUGGGGCCACCCGGGCCAACGGUGAGGUCAACCCGAACUACGAGGGCACCUUUGUCUUCCCCAAUGACUUCCCUGCGUUGCAGCCAGAUGCCCCCGAACCUGAUGACAGUGGCCACCCCUUGUUCCAAGCGGCAGCUGCCCGUGGUGUGUGUAAGGUGAUGUGCUUCCACCCGCACUCCGACCUGACACUGCCCCUGAUGUCACUGGUGGAGAUCCGGGCGGUGAUUGAUGCGUGGGCAGAACUGGAGGCAGAGCUGGGGGCCUCCUAUCCCUGGGUGCAGAUCUUCGAGAACAAAGGGGCAAUGAUGGGCUGCUCCAACCCACACCCGCACUGCCAGGUGUGGGCCAGCAGCUUCCUCCCCAACGAGGCGCGCCUGGAGGAGCGGACACAGCGGCAGCACCACAGCCAGCAUGGUGUGCCCAUGCUGCUGGAGUACGCUGAGCAGGAGGCUCAACGUAAGGAGCGGCUGGUGGUGGAGAAUGAGGACUGGCUGGUGGUUGUGCCCUACUGGGCCACUUGGCCUUUCCAGACCCUGCUCCUGCCCCGCCGCCAUGUCCUCCGCCUGCAGGACCUGUGUGACAGCGAGAGGAACAGCCUGGCCUCCAUCAUGCGGCGGCUGCUGAUCAAGUACGACAACCUCUUCCAAGUCUCCUUCCCCUACUCCAUGGGCUGGCAUGGAGCCCCUACAGGCCCCCACCUGCAGGAGGACUGUGGGCAUUGGCAGCUCCAUGCCCAUUACUAUCCACCACUGCUCCGCUCUGCUACUGUCCGCAAAUUCAUGGUGGGCUAUGAGAUGCUAGCACAGGCACAGCGGGACCUCACCCCUGAGCAGGCUGCAGAGCGGCUGAGAGCCCUCCCCGAGGUGCACUACAAGCUGAAGCCUCAGGAGACGGUGUGAUGCUGCCCAGGCCUGUGGCGAAGAGCUCGGCUGAGGUCUGUCGGCUUCUUCUGAGCUUCCUCAUGGACUGUGGCUUCCCCAGCCCUCAUCCUGUCACAUCCCUGCAGUCUCUAUGCCAAAGGGCUUGUCUUCCUCCCAGUCUGGUCUUACUGGUGGAACUGGAAGUGCUGCCCAAUAAACCUGCAAGCAAAGUGCCUCUGGCUGUGCCCUGCUGGCUUCUGGCCUGUUAGGAGGACCCACAGCUGCUGGGAGGUAACCUGGGGGCUGCAGCGGAUGAGCUGCCCGCUGUUGUCUUUGCAUUGCCUUCUUGUCCUCCUGAGGGGAGCUCUGGGCCUGCUGAGCUGCCUUGCAGGCUGAGGAGUGGAAGGCAGGAGGCUGCCCCAGAUGCAUUCAUCUCCUAGGCAGGGGUAGAAGCUGGCAAACUCACCGCUCCUCUUCCUUCUCACUGUCUGGGGAAACAGCCCUCAUCCUGCUUGCCUGGGUGCUUGGGAUGCAGCGUGAGGUGCAGCGUGGGGCUGGAUGCCGUGUGUGGGCCGGGGAACACGGCAGGCAGCUCCAUGCUCUGCUCCCCCCAGCAGCCCCAUCUCCUCCAUGAUGCCUUACAGCUGAUCUGGGGGUUUGUCCUAUGGGGAUGCCCAGUGUAUGGAGCACCAUCUGCUGCCCCAUCCGCAUGCAAUUCUAUUUUAAUUGUCACCGAAGAGCCAUUCUCAUAACUCCCUAAUGAGGCCCGUAGAGUUUUGAAGUCUGAAAGUGGUCCCCUGGGGGCCAGAAAUCUCUUGCAAGCAGGGAGAUUCUCCUCUACAGGACUGAUCUGCUACUGUCAAGACAGUGCCUUGUGGGAAGUGCCACAUGUCCCUGCCUAUGCAUUGCUUCCACAUCCCUGCCAGUGGAAGGCUGGAUGCUGUCUCCGUCCUCCCUGUGAUGUGCCCAUUAUCUCUUCCAGAUGUCCCCAUCACAUCCAGUGUCUCCAUCCUCACUUCUCUGUUCCUAUCCCCUCCAGUGUCCCCAUCCUGCCCCUGAUGACCCCAUCGCAGAGCCCAUAAGACAUUCCUAUCAUUAUUCCCCCAUGUCCAGCAGGUUCCAGAAUUUUUGGGAGGAAGUGGUGGAUGGCGGCAUGUUAGUGUGACUACCGCCACCAUUGCAGCCCCCUGCUUCCCUUCUUCCUUGCAACAAGUGCACGCUCACAGCAAUCAUAGGCCCUGCCCAGCUCUUCCCCAGGGCCGUGGAAAAGUGGCAACGAAUUGGCUUAAAUGUGGGAAUCCAGAUUGGGGUAAUUAGCCGCCGAACCGGUUGUAACGAGGCUCGUCAUCCCCCUGCACGCGCAGUUAGCUCUGAUUUAAUAGCCCACCAGCUCUCAGCCUGGCCCGCCGUGCGUCAGCCUGGGGCCGUAAAUGAAACUUGCAGUAAGUCAAGCGGUAUUAAACUUUACAGUCACCGUCUUUAAAAACGAGACUCUUUCUCUAAUAAAUCAGAGCAAGUGGGAUUGUAAAUAUCAGGGCAGGAUCUGUAUUGCUUAAUUAAACAGAACCUAAUGAA